CAAGUAUCCAAGACGCAAGACUUUAAAAAAUAAAGAAAAUAAUAAAAAGGCUAAUUAUAAGUUGUUAUUUAAGAAGUAAAAAUGGAACAUUAUUGUCAAGACAAGAAAGUGCCAUGUAAUCCAUUUGACCCAACUAGAGUAGCUCCAUUCAAAGAACUUGCAAGAAAGUCUAACGCAUUAGGAGUACCACCUGAACAACUAAAAACAAAAUUUUCACUUCCAAAAAAACAAAGUACACUGGAACGUAAACCGUCAGAACAAAUUGAAGCCAAAUAUUCUCAAGGGUGUCAAACGAUUGAACAACAAAAUGCUUUCUACUUUACACAAUAUGUUGCAAAUGAUAUUUGUAGAAAAGAUAAAGAAUGUGCAAUUUAUUCCUUUAUGGAAUAUGUAUUAAAUGCUACCUUCCAUCCAAAGACUCCAGUUGUGCCAAAAGGUAAACCCAAGAGAAAAAAAUGUGACCAUAUAAAUGAAAGCGAAACUUGCAAGACAUGUGAAAAAGUUGUAGAUUCAAUUGUUCAAACCAUAUUCAAAGAUCAAUUCGGUGUUCCAAAAAUCUACCCUUUGGCUGAAAUGGAACAAUCUAAACAUGUAAUCCACCAACCUGUAAGCAAUAAAUGUGUACAAAUAGGUGAUAGAAGGCCUUUAAAAUCAGCCAUGAAUAGGAAACUUCAUUCUUAUGCCAAUAAUUUUCCACCAGCACACUCAGAACAGCGGACUAAUUUGUACAAUGUGCCAAAGACAGAAUUAGAACAUCAAGAAAACCUUCUAGAUUAUAUAUCUAAAACAAUAAAUGGGCUUACAACUGAUCAUGAUAAAGAAAAGAAAACACUUGAUGAACUAAAAGAAGAAAAUUUGAAAUUUAUGUACAAUAUGAAAGUUAAUGAUGAAUUGGAGCAAAAGAUGAAAUGUAGAUCUGAACAAAGCCGAAGUUAUAUUUCUCAAGCUGGUUCAAAAGAGACAUUUUUGACCUGUUAUUCUUGCAUUCCUGAUUCCCCUUUUACUAAUCAAGAAUUUAAUCCACCUUCUACAUUUUCAAAUUAUCAAAACAAAAUACAAAAUACCAUGUAUCAAUCAACAUUGUGUAACGAAUGUAAUUGGAAACUUCAUAAUUACAUUGGAAAUCAAUCAAAAAAACAUUACAACAGAGGUUCUGAGUAUUAUGAUGAACACAAUGGCUUACGGUCAGCAUAUAACACCAAUGAAGAACCAAAAACCAGAAGGAUUUGUAGUCAUAAAUCCUUUGGCCAACAUUGUAGUAAACACAGCAAUUGUACAAACUAUGAACUAAACACUAACAGAAUGUCAGGAAAAAAAACUGGUGAACAACCUAUGAAUUCUCAUGACUUUACUGUACUAUUUAGAAACCAUAUUGAUUAUUUUCCACAGGCUAAAAAGCAGGUUGACUACAGCAAAGAAGGUAUGAAAUAUUCAGAAUCAGAGUCAAAUUUUAGUCCUAAUCGUUAUUCUUCGCAGGAUCAUCCUUUGAUUCAUCAUGACGUAAGGUCAAAUACUGGAUUGCCAAAUGAUUUUACUUUCAAGAACCGUGUUAAUAACAUUCCAUUGCUCUUGAAAAAUAUUAUUGGUGCCCCAAGGAAACUUGGAGAACUUAAAAGCACUUGCACACAAACAAACGAGCAGAAAAAAUAUGAUAAUAAUGAACAAGUGAAUAUUCCUGUGAAUAACGAAAAUAACUUGCGAGCAUCACUUGAAAACAUUGUUAACCAUUUGGAUUUAAUAAAAAUUCGUUUGAAUGAGAAUGAGCCAUCUUUAACAAGUCAACGUAUUGAUGAAACACCUGUUUUGACAGUAAAUCCAUUGCAAGAAAAUAUUCAUGUUAAUUCUGAACCCAGGAGGUAUUCUAAUGAUUCUAAUUUCGAACAUAAAUCUAUAAAAGCAGAUCAAUGUACCCAAAGUGAAAAACGUGAUUCCAUAAUUGUUUUAGAUUUCAACGAUGAUUUUCGAAUCAAAUCCCCAAUCAUGGGAUGUUGUAAUGUUUCGGCACAAAAUGAAUACUUAGAAAGUAGUGCUGGCUUACAGAAGAAUUUUCACUUUUCUACUGGCAAAACAAAGGGUACUUCUAAAAGUAAAGGUUUCAGCAAACAUAACAUUAUAAAAAGCAAGUAUAAUCAUGAGAAAAUGAGGCUUCCAGACGAGGUCCAAAAUAUAAUACGCAAAAAAACAAAAAUCACUCCAAUACGAGAAACAGCAAUUUACACAGAACAAACAGAACUGGACAUAAAUAUAAGAGACCCUAUGAAAUAUUUAAAAUCAUUACAAAAACAAAAUGAAAAUAAAGAUGAAAUUAUUCAACAAAAGCAUAAACCAGUUGAUGCAAUACCUACAGGAAAUACAACAAAUUUACUAACAUUUUAUGAAAAAAAAAUUAACAAACAAAGUAAUGUUGAAAGCCAAGCUGAAAAUCAGUCAAAAGAAGAAAUCCACAAUGAAUUAGAUAAUCAUACAAGUGUACCUAGGGAGGAAUUAUUGACUUUUUUAGACAUAUUCCAAUCAUUUACCAAACUAGUACCAAAUCAUAAUAUCUUAAGUAAUAAUAAAACUCUAUUCCAAAUAAAUAUAAUAGCAGAUAAAGCUGAACAGUUACUUCAACGUAUAUUUGAAGCUUCCAUGAGACUUAAACCUUCCUCAAUUCAUUACAAUAAUGAAUUAAAAGAGAAAGAAGACAGCGAAGAAUCAACAGUUCAAACAGAUUUUAAGAGCAUAACACACAAAAAAAGUAAUAUUCCUUUUGCAGAAAAUCUUCUUCCAGAGCAACCUACUUCACCAUUAUCAACACCAACACCAUUUUCACCACAAACACUUCCCACAAAAUCAAUGCUACCUGCACGAUGUUUUCUUUUUUCGAAAUCAGAGCCAUCUUUAAAGAAAAAAAAUUCAUUAGCUGUUUUGGUAGAUAGUACAGAACACAAACUAAAAUCUACUGAAAUUUCUCCAACUUACACAAAACUUGCUGAACUGAAAAAGGCAGGAAAUGUUUCAAAAUCAAAGAAGAAAUUCAUACCAAUUUCUGUCAGGGAGAAUAAACCUUUGAUGCUAAUCCACAAACUUCAACAGAAAAACAUUAUGGCUAGAACAGAUUUAUUAUCGUUGACGACAUUAAAAAAUAAAAAAUAUAGACACUAUUUGAAAAAAGUGUUAACUGAUAAAGUCAAUAAAGAUUCCCAACGGAAAGGAAAUCAAGCACUUCUUAUUCAAGUAAAGAAGGCACAUAAACAUUUUAAGAAAAUGUUUAAUAAGUAUUUAAACUUAAUAAAUGAGAGUGACAGUAAAAGUACCCAAAUAAACUCUGAUGACUCUCGAAACAAUCUGAGAGCAUUGAAAAGUGGUGACAAUGAGUUUAGAGAUGUUUUUCCAUCAAAAAUGAACGGAGCUUCAUCAAGAAUAAGACUCCCUCCUUUAAUCACUUUACCUUUUUCCUCAUCAAAAUAUCAAAAGUUAGAAUAUUUUACAUGUGAAAAUGAUUGUAAAGCAGCAGAAAUAAUGAACAAGCCUGAAGACUAUUUAGGAGCAAAGGACUUAUCAAACUCUAAUAUCAAUAUUAAAAAUUACAUUCUAUGUGAUAUUCCUGAAGAAAAGAAAUGUUUUGAAAACGAUAUUUUGCCAGAUUUCUCUAUGCUGAAUUGUUUAAAAGGUAAAAUAAUUUUUUCCCAAGAAUCUAAAUCAAAAGGGAAAAUUGAGGAGUGGGUUUCAAAUAAUAUAAAUAUAAAUUCUAACUAUGAAAUUGAAAGUGUAGUGAGUGAUGAUUCAUUGAUAAGCCAAGAAGAACUAAGUGAAAGCAAAUUCUUCUCAAUACCAUCUUUCAGGACUGAUUCUAACAACGCUUAUGUAUUUUAUACAUGUUCUGAAGAUGAAUCAACUAGGAGCCCAUCAGUUAAUUUUUUUGAACAGUUGAAAUCACAAAAAGAACAUGAACUGUUAAAACGAAAAAUAAACUUUACAAUUUUGCCAGAUCAUAAAAAGGAAACAAGUAAUGAAUCAGAUUCCUCAAGGUCUUACAAAUCCCGUGAAUUUUAUUUGCAGAAUACUACUCAAAUAACUCAUAAAUUAUGCGAUUAUCGCCAUGCCGAAGAAAAAAAUAUAAUAAAACAGAAAAAAAAUGAUUUUAACAAAAAAUUCCAGAAUUCUAGUAAAACUCCACCAAGAAACUCUAUAAUAAAAUAUGAAUGGGAGGAAUCAAGUAUGGAAAUGGUUAAAAAAACACCUUCUUAUAAAAGGAAAUGCAAUAUGAACUCAGAUUGUACAACCUUUAUGAACAAGAACUCAAGCAAAUUUAGGUCAUCUAAUAAAUUGAGAGAUGAGUUUUAUUUGAAGGUCUGCUCAAAUCAAGAUAAGUCAACUAUGAUGGAUACAAAAAUUCAUUUUGUUUCAAAAAACUCUAAUAAGCAUCUUAGUAGAAAUGGUAAUUAUUUUGAGCCAACUUUUAAAACUCUUUCAAAGAUUGCAAACACAAAAUCACACAAACUAAGCCCAACACAGAAACUGAGGAAAACGUUUCAUUCAAAAGUUUAUUCUGACAAAAAAAACACUAAAAUAGAUAAAAUGCUUGUUUUCAAAGACCAUCUUGAGCAACGGGGAAAAACUAUAAAUGCUGAGUCAAAGAUAAAAGAUGUGAGUAGUAAAUCUCUUCUUGAUGAUAUAGAUGAGUGCAAUGAACAGCAUUUUUCUCCUAACACUUUCAAAGAUUAUUUCAAAGGCAGGAUAGAAAAUAAUUCAGGUGUAAAUUCACAUUGUGUUCAAAAUAAUAAUAAUUAUACCCAAGAAAACAAACCUGCAGAAUCAACCAUUGAAGAAAAAGUGCAUCGAAACAGAGUUGAACUUUUUAAAAACAGAGUAGUAAUUUUGAAAGAAGUAUUGGACAAAUUGGAUGAUGCGGUGUUUGUAUACAGAAAAAUUGAUACGAUUCUAAAAGAAUUUUCAUGUAAAAUGUCACAACCUUUAGCCAGCAGCCUUGGUAAUUCAGAAAAAAAGCAUAUACAAUGAAACAUGUUUUGAUCUGCUAAACAAUAAAUAUGGGCUUACAAUUUAAGACAUGUAUACAUCUAUACACCUACAAAUAGUAAAUCCUUAAACCUAAUAA
Cimex lectularius (bed bug) is the source of this 5098-nucleotide messenger RNA. RefSeq lists its product as uncharacterized. The coding region runs from base 82 to 5001 and encodes 1639 amino acids. The transcript has 2 exons. Lineage: Eukaryota; Metazoa; Arthropoda; Insecta; Hemiptera; Cimicidae. The record is from RefSeq and is a predicted model, not a curated record.